AUGGCUCACUUAUCGCCUCCUCCUUCUCCACCCGUGGGCCAAACGCCCCCAGCCGUCAGUGCGUUGAACGUCCUGAAUGCGUCCUCCACCAGUCUCAUCCAGCGUGCGUCCGCCUUCAGCUCCGUGCUGGGUCAGAAGUGGAAUCCACGUGAUCUACUUCUGCUGUACAAUCCGCUGUUCUACUCGGGCGCGGCAUUUCCCUGGCCACAGUUCCUAUUACCCCAGCCACCCGUUACACCGGUGUCACCUAAUAUGAACGCUAGUCGCGACUACACGCUUACACCAGAGAAGGAAGAGAUCGUCGAUGAGGACAUGCCACUAAACCUGUCCAUGAAACCGUCAUCUUCCACCCCAAACGCCCGGCAUUCGAUCAACAUCUGGUCACCGGCGAGCAUGUGCGAGAAGGAAAUGGGUGACGGCGAUAACCAAAGCAACAUCGACAUCGAGAACGACGAUGACUCCAGUGCGGACCUGCAGAUCGACGAGUCGUUCGACCAUCAUCACCACCACCAGCAGCAGCAGCAGCAACAUCGCGAUCGUCAGCGUGAAACGGCACGCAUCCUUACGGAGUACAACAGCCUGCUGUUGAACGGACCUGGCCGGCAACCGACGGGUAGCAGGACCUCGCAGGACUACUUCAACUAUAGCAAGAUCAGCAAGGGUUACUUCACGCACCUACAGCAACAGCAGAAGAACCUCGAGAUCUUGCGCCAGAACCGCACGGAUCUGUUCGUUCUCAACAGCGGUGUGGACAACAACAACAAGGAGGGUGUGAAGAACCAAAACACGGGUCACAAUGCGGGUGGAAGUGCAAGGAUGUGCGUCGGUGGUGGCGGUAGUGUCAGUAGUUUCGUGGUGGGAACUGGCACCGCAAGUGAGAGUGAUACAAACGGUGAACAGUACGGGUACGGCGCGUCAGAAGCACCAUCAGCCGUUGCUGCGGCUCGACCAGACUCAACUCAGGCACAUUCCGAUAGCCCGUACGGUAGCUCGAAUGAUUCCUCUUCCCACGGACACUCGCAUUCGAUCGUCAGCACACCAGCGGGUGAAACCAAGAAAAGCGUCAAGCUAUACCAGUGCAAGCAGUGCGGCAAAACGUUCAAGCGGUCCAGCACGCUCUCGACCCAUCUGCUGAUCCACAGCGACACCCGGCCCUAUCCGUGCCAGUACUGCGGCAAACGGUUCCACCAGAAGUCGGACAUGAAGAAGCACACGUACAUCCACACCGGUGAAAAGCCCCACAAAUGCGUCGUCUGCUUGAAAGCGUUCAGUCAGAGCUCCAACCUCAUCACGCACAUGCGCAAACACUCCGGCUACAAGCCGUUCUCGUGCGGGCUGUGUGAUAAGGCGUUCCAGCGGAAGGUGGACCUUCGGCGGCACCGUGAGGGUCAGCACAAUGAGCACGGUACGGUCGCGAGUCCGAUCGAUAUGGUGAAGUACGAGCCGAAGCUAAACCACAGCCUGGGCAGCGAGCAGGACGACCUGACGGACGACGCAACUGUUGCAUCGGGGUACCACGGCGACGUCAAGAUGGAAGUGGUCAGCAGCAGUUGCUCCUGA
Anopheles nili is the source of this 1560-nucleotide messenger RNA. Its product is annotated as zinc finger protein sens. Bases 1 to 1560 code for a protein of 519 amino acids. The record is from RefSeq and is a predicted model, not a curated record. Gene Ontology annotation, cellular component: nucleus. The transcript has 5 exons. Lineage: Eukaryota; Metazoa; Arthropoda; Insecta; Diptera; Culicidae.